Hansenula anomala is the source of this 1134-nucleotide messenger RNA. RefSeq names its product Gsf2p (gene GSF2). The coding region runs from base 1 to 1134 and encodes 377 amino acids. Lineage: Eukaryota; Fungi; Ascomycota; Saccharomycetes; Phaffomycetales; Wickerhamomycetaceae. The transcript has a single exon. The record is from RefSeq and is a predicted model, not a curated record.
AUGAGUGAUCCUGCUGAUGUUAUCGAUGCUCAAGAUGCUGUCUUUGAGAUUUAUGUUCGUAUGAAUGAAGAACAUGAAAAGGAUUAUUGUUUCAAUGUUGGUAUAAAUGAUACUUUCGAGUCAUUAUUUAAGAUCUUUGAUUCUUUGAAGAUCAGUUUAAGACCAAAUAUCUUUCAUGAACAAAGACCAAUUGGGUUCAAAGUUUCUGACUCUCCAGGUUAUUUAACUGAUAAUGGUGGUUUGUUAUUCAGUUAUAAUGCUGAUAAAUUCACUAAAAAUGUCAAGUUAACUGACAAGAUUAGUGAUCAUUGUUGGCCAGGACAUUUGGUGUUGCCAAUUUGGAGAGAAGAUUAUUUCACACAUUAUGCAAUCAUUUCUUUAAUACUCGUUUGGUUAUACACUGAUUUACCAGAUUUCAUUAGUCCAACACCAGGUAUUUGUUUAACAAAUCAAAUCAGUAGAGCUUUGGCUCGUGUUGCUGUUCGUUUUGAUUAUCCCCAAUUAGCUGCAGAUUUAAUCACUGAAACUACACCAAACUCAACUUCCAAAACUGCACAAAUUAUCUUCUUUAUCUUCCAUAUUGUGAAGAGUUUGAUGAUUUACCUUGUUUUAUACAGUGGGUUAUUCAAUCCAUACUGUUUAAACCCAAUUAAAAUGCACAAAAUUGCUUCUAAUGACAAGUUGGAUGAAAAGAAGAAACUUGAAUUGAUUUCAUUAGGUUGGACCGGCACAAGAAAAGCCACUUUGGAUGAAUACAAAGAGUUUUACAGAGAAUAUAAAAUCAAAGAAGUUGGUGGUAUUGUCAAAGCUAGUAAGAUGGGAUUAUUUGAAAAAUUAAAAGAACCAGGUGUUAAUUUAAAAUUUGGUGAAGGUUUCCAAUCAGACUUGUCAAAUAAAACUACAUUAAAAGAUUUAGAAGCCAAUCCUGAAAAAUUCAUUUUGAACUUUGAUUGGUUUGCAUUAGUUGGUGAAAACUAUGAAAAUUAUUUAGCCACUGAAUCAACUGAUAAAGCUCAAGAUGUCAAGAAUUUCAGAAGAUAUGGUCCAUUAGUUGCAAGUGAUCGUAUCAAGAAAAUUGUUGAAGGUAGAAAAGAUAAACCAGAAUUACUCAAAUUAGCUGAAGGUAAAUCAUGA